AUGGCGGGCUGGGCGAAUCACCAGCGGUGGCCGCAGCUGGCAGGCGCUCCACUGCGAAGCUGCCGGUGGGACGCUACUGGAGCAGCUGCAGCAGUGCGAGAGGCGGUGCGGUACCGGUACUUGUCGACUGGCAUGAUAAAGACCAUCGGUAUCAGUACCAACUGCGCAUUAGACGCCGGCUUUCCCCUCCCUGUCACCUCCAGCAGCCAAUAUGAGGAUCAGCGUCGCUGUCGACCAAACAAGCAAACCGUUCAAGUCUGCAGCUCUCCCUCGAGCUCUGAGAUUGGCUUUGCCUGCAAAAACCCUCGCCAGCCCGCCAGGAUCCGCACAGGGGCCGCCGUCCCCUGGCUCAGGCACCGCAGCGCCGCCAUUGGCUGCUGGCGCCCCCGGCAGGAUGCGCUAAUCCAGGAACCGCAGCCACUGAAGCCCGCGGCGGAUGCUGUCAUUGGCCCGUGCGACGACGCCUGCGCUGCUUGGCUCCCACUGAGCAGAAACAACGCGGCCAAGAUGAGAUCCAUGCAGGUACCGACGCAGAACUGGCAAGGUAUCAUUACUCGACGGGCGGCAGUUGGGCGAGGGCGCACCUCGUAG
Messenger RNA from Trichoderma citrinoviride, 591 nucleotides. RefSeq lists its product as hypothetical. The coding region runs from base 1 to 591 and encodes 196 amino acids. The transcript is spliced from 4 exons. The record is from RefSeq and is a predicted model, not a curated record. NCBI's taxonomy places the organism in Eukaryota, Fungi, Ascomycota, Sordariomycetes, Hypocreales, Hypocreaceae.